CCCUGGUGAUGGGAGGGGUGUAGAAAAAUACAAAGUUUGUUCCCUGUCUCCUUCUGACAGAUGACAGAGCCUCCUACGAACAAGAUACAACAAUGACUGAUCCAAACACAUCUUCUUUCAUGCUGCUUGACUUUGGCCCCAUUUAUGAAGAACUCAACUUUACUUAUAAUGACUCAGAGUUCAUCUUCAACCCUGAAACACAGCCCUGCAACUCCUUCAACCCCCCGGAUGCAGUGAUGGUUGCGGUCAGUGUAUUUUACAUGCUCAUCUUUCUGCUGGCGAUUCCUGGAAAUCUGGUAGUGGGGCUGGUGAUUAGCCUUGGCAAUCAAUCACUGCCUCCCUCUGACCUCUAUCUCCUCCACCUGGCAAUUGCUGACGUCCUGCUGGCCAUUACUCUCCCAUUCUGGGCUGUCUCUGUUACGUGGGGCUGGGUGUUUGGAGAUGCUGUGUGCAAAAUGGUCACCAUCCUCCAAGAGCUAAGCUUCUACUCUAGCAUCCUCUUCCUGACUUGCAUCAGCAUGGACCGUUACAUGGUGAUUGUGCGAGCUGUGAAUUCACGCAGGGCUAACCGACGGCUGGUCAGCUGGGGAGUUUGUGCUGCUGUCUGGAUUGUUGGAGCGUUUCUGUCUAUGCCAGGGCUGCUCAGCUCCUCUUUUGUGUCUCAAAUGUCCAAUCACACAGUGUGUUCUGAGCUGUAUGAUCCCAGCAGUGCUGAUGAGUGGCGGCUGGCCACCAGAAUUCUUCGCCACGCUUUGGGUUUUGUUGUCCCCUUGGCCAUCAUGCUGCCCUGUUAUGGAAUAACCAUCAAGCGCCUCCUUCACAUCCGCGGAGGGUUUCAGCGGCAGCGUGCCAUGAGGGUGAUUGUGGUCGUGGUGGUUGCCUUUCUGCUUUGUUGGAUGCCGUACCACAUUGUAGUGAUGACGGAUUCAUUCUUUAGGACAAAGGUAGUGCCCUACAAGUGUCCGGCAAGGAUAGCAGUGGAUAAGGCCAUGUUUGCCACCCAGAGUCUCGGUCUGCUUCACAGUUGUGUCAACCCAGUGCUGUACGCCUUUGUGGGAGAGAAGUUCAGGAAGAGGCUGCCGCAGAUAAUGAGGAAGAUAGGUGUCCUAGAGAGAUCAUCACUGUCGAGAACCAGCAGGUCUUCAGUGACAUCAGAAAUCACUUCCACAUUCAUGUGAGAACAGAAAAGGGACAAAGGGACACUUUAUAACAUCGGUGUGUUUACUGCAGGAUCUCAAAUGCUGGAAAACAAAGUGCAAGCUCACAUUUAAUGGACUUUAAAAAUAAUCUAUUAAAAUAAUACAAAAAUUUCCUUGAGUUGGCUUAAACAUGAUUUGUAAAUAUUUUUUUUUGGCACUUUACUAUAUUUUUUCUUUGAUAUUUAACUCUGUGUACAUACCAGGGAAAUGUUGCUAAUGUUAAAAUUAAGCUGUGUGUUUUUUUUUUUUUUUUUAAUUUCUUAUUGUUUGUGUGUUUUCUGUUCCCUCAGUCAUGUUUACCACUGGGGAAACAGGAAAUCACAAGCUUCAGGUUCAAGUGUGACUAUAUUUCAACACCAUAAUACUAUGUCACAACACAGAGCCAACACUGCUCACAAUAAACAUCUUGAGAAUCAACUGCACCUGAAGCAUAAAGCUAUCUUGUAAAGUGUUGUAUAAUUUUUAAAAGUUAAGUUUUAAUAGUCAUGUAUUGAUUUCUUUUUAAAGUAUUAGUUUUGUGUGUUAGAUGAAGGCAUCAGGUUGUAAUUCACAUGGCACAUAAUAUGCAUUUUCUUUAUACUCUAAUUCCUCAUUAAAGUUUUAUAUAAACGUG
This is a messenger RNA of Toxotes jaculatrix (banded archerfish), 1812 nucleotides long. Its product is annotated as C-X-C chemokine receptor type 2-like. The transcript has 2 exons. Bases 93 to 1178 code for a protein of 361 amino acids. The record is from RefSeq and is a predicted model, not a curated record. Gene Ontology annotation, biological process: neutrophil chemotaxis; G protein-coupled receptor signaling pathway; immune response. NCBI's taxonomy places the organism in Eukaryota, Metazoa, Chordata, Actinopteri, Toxotidae. Gene Ontology annotation, cellular component: membrane. Gene Ontology annotation, molecular function: chemokine receptor activity.